Iphiclides podalirius (scarce swallowtail) is the source of this 2385-nucleotide messenger RNA. The record is from the annotation of a GenBank genome assembly. Lineage: Eukaryota; Metazoa; Arthropoda; Insecta; Lepidoptera; Papilionidae.
AUGAGCAGUGAUUUUCGAUCAAAUCUUGCGGAAGACACAAUAAGCGUAACCACAUCGGACACUGCGCAAUUACUAAGCAAUGAAGAAGCAAGCACAUCCAAUUACACACAGCUAAAUAGAUCAGUUACAUAUCAGCAAUCUGAUGAUGAUGAACUGCAUGGUAGUCAUGGAGUCAGACGGAGACAGCCAGUACAAAAAUUUGAGCCAGGCUCCAUGAAUAUACUAUCAGCAAAAUAUGAGAGUUUGGACUAUGAUACAUGCGAAAAUCAUUUGCUGCUUGAUGAAGAACGCAAGAGAGGCUACCCCUUUAUAAUUUGGAAGGAUAUAGCUCGCUGGUUCAUAAUUUUGCUAAUAGGAGUUGUGACAGCUCUCUUAGCCUUCAUAAUUGAUAUUUGUAUAGAAGAAUUUUCGGGGAUAAAAUACAAGCAACUGAAAAAAUCUGUGGACAUCUAUGUUUUAGAAGACAAACUUUAUAUACCUUAUCUAUUGUGGGUGUUAUCAAAUAUAUGUAUUGUAUUUUUCGGGUCAGUACUGGUGGCGUAUGUUGAGCCAGUAGCUGCCGGCAGUGGAAUUCCUCAAGUGAAAUGUUACUUAAAUGGUGUCAAAGUGCCAAGAGUUGUGCGAAUAAAGACAUUAAUAGUCAAGGCUGUUGGUGUUAUUACUGCUGUGGUUGGAGGCCUAGCCGGUGGCAAGGAAGGUCCGAUGAUACACAGCGGGGCGGUGGUUGCGGCGGGCAUAUCACAAGGGAAGAGCACGACGUUCAACAAGGACUUUAAGAUAUUCCAGUAUUUCCGCGAGGACCACGAGAAACGUGACUUCGUGUCCGCCGGCGCCGCCGCUGGUGUCUCAGCGGCCUUCGGGGCCCCAAUCGGUGGCGUCCUUUUCUCACUGGAAGAGGGCACAAGUUUCUGGAAUCAAGCAUUGACAUGGAGGACGUUCUUCGGCACUGUUGUGUCAACUUUUACUUUAAACUUUGCUCUGUCUGCAUAUCACGGGCAUCCCGGGGAGUUGAGUUAUCCGGGUCUGUUGAACCUGGGCAAGAUGGAGCCAUUCCCCUUCCAGUUCUACGAGCUGCCAGUGUUCAUGCUGUUCGGCGCUGUUGGCGGAAUAAUGGGCGCGCUGUGGAACUACAUCAAUUACAAACUCUCCGUGUUUAGGAUAAGGUACGUGAGCGCUCCUUGGCUGCGCGUGGUGGAGGCUUGUCUAGUGGCAGCGGCGAGUGCGACCUGUGGCUUCCUUAUGAUGUUCCUGCUGAACGACUGCCGGCCUCUCGGCGAGGACCCCACCAAGAAUCCCCUUCAGCUGUUCUGCGCGGACGGCGAAUACAACGCGUUGGCGGCGAUCUGGUUCCAAACGCCCGAGGCGUCGGUCCGCUCGUUCCUGCACGACCCCAUCGGCUCCUACAAGCCGUGGUCGCUCCUGGUCUUCAUCGUGUGCUACUUCCUGCUGUCCACGUGGACCUUCGGGCUGGCGGUCUCCAGCGGCCUCUUCAUACCGAACCUGCUCACCGGCGCCGCGUGGGGCAGGCUCCUCGCCAUCCUCAUCCAGUACAUGAUGCCGUCCAAUAGCAUCAACCCGGCCAAGUACGCUUUGGUGGGCGCGGCGGCGCAGCUGGGCGGUGUGGUGCGAAUGACGAUAUCGCUCACGGUCAUCAUCAUCGAGACCACGGGUCAGAUAUCGAACGCGUUGCCGAUCAUCGUCACGCUGGUCGUCGCCAAGUGGACCGGCGACUUCUUUAAUGAGGGCAUCUACGACAUCCACAUCCAGCUGGCGGGGGUGCCCCUCCUCGGGUGGGAGCCGCCGCCGCUCACGCACACGGUGUACGCCUCGGAGGUGAUGUCGCACCCGGUGUUCACGCUGCGCACCGUCGAGAGCGUCGGCCACGUGCUCGAGCUGCUGCGCCUCGUCUCCUACAACGGGUUCCCGGUCGUCGACCCGCCGCUCUCCGACCACGCAGAAGUGACCACAUACAAACGCCUGAGGGGCUUGAUUCUGCGAUCGCAGUUGAUAGUGCUGCUACAAAACAAAAUUUACAAUGAGAAUGCCAAUACCUCAUGGUCAAACUUGAAAGUUGAUAUGGAUAUGUACCGGAAAGAAUAUCCCCGCUAUCCAUCUAUUGAAGAGUUAGAAAUCGAGGAGUGGGAGAAGACUUGCACAAUAGAUUUAAGACCCUUCAUGAAUCCAUCUCCAUACACAUUACCACACCGUGCAUCAUUACCCCGUCUAUUUAAAUUGUUUAGAGCCUUGGGGCUAAGACACCUGCCCAUUGUAAACGACGUCAAUGAAGUAGUUGGUAUGGUGACACGAAAAGACAUAGCUCGGUAUAGAGUCUGGAGACAUCGAGGACAUAUGGGAAUGGAGGAAUUAUUAUUAUCUAGUGAAAUA